GAAGUCACCCCCUGCCUGGUGACCAAGAUGAGAUGACCAGCUAGCAGGCCUGUGGGAUUUAAAGGGCUAACACCUGUGCUGGUGUCACCUGACAUCCACUCCACCCCCCACAGCAAAACACGCCCCACUCAGUCCCCAGGGCUCCAGAAUUGAACUGGGAGGGCUCAGAGGACAUGGGGCCAAAUGUCCCCCAGCCUGGACCAGACUCACCUGUGCCUCUCUCUCCCCCACAGACGGAGCCCGUGGCUGGCGAGGCUGCCGAGCAGGGCCAGGCCGAGCCCUGCCCGCAAGGACGCCCGAGCCCCCCACCUGCCGGCCUCACCAUGACGUCGGAGCCCACGUCACCCCCUGUUGUGCCCCCACUACAUUCCCCCAAGUCCCCCAUCUGGCCCACCUUCCCCUUUCACAGGGAGGGCAGCCGGGUCUGGGAGCGGGGCGGUGUCCAGCUCCGGGACCUUCCCAGCCCGCUACCUACCAAACGGACCAGGACUUACUCGGCGACAGCCCGCGCCUCAGCUGGCCCGGUGUUCAAGGGUGUCUGUAAGCAGUUCUCCCGGUCACAGGGACACGGCUUCAUCACCCCGGAGAAUGGGUCUGAGGACAUCUUUGUGCAUGUGUCUGACAUCGAGGGCGAGUACGUGCCUGUGGAGGGGGACGAGGUGACCUACAAGAUGUGCCCCAUCCCGCCCAAGAACCAGAAGUUCCAGGCCGUGGAAGUCGUCCUCACCCAGCUGGCCCCUCACACCCCCCAUGAGACGUGGUCUGGCCAGGUGGUGGGCUCCUAGGCUGGUGGUACCAGUGCCAGCUGGCUGGGUGGGCAGUGGGCACCAAGCAGGGUUGGUGGGCAGCAGCCAGCCCCACCGUGUCCCCACUGCCCCGGGCCACCUGUGUGCACGUCUGUCUGUGUCUGUGCUUGUGGCCGAGAGCGUGUGCCUCCACCAUCCCUGUGACCUGUGACUGCUGUGGUCUGGCCAGGUGCUGGGCUGGGGGGGUGUCACCAGGCCGGCCUCCGCUUCUCUGCUGUCCCUCCCCGCUUCACACAUACACACAGGCCCCCUCUGUCCACCUAUCACUGAGCCCAAGAGCUGCGUUAGGCCUGGCUGGGGUUCGAGGGAGCCAGUGUGACCCUUGCCCCAUAGUCUUCCCCACCCCCUUGCCCCACUCAGGCCCAGGCCCUAGCUCAAGGCAGACUGUUGUACUCUUCAUGUCCCCAAGCUGGGCUGGGGUCUCCCUGUGGUCUCUGGAAGAAGCCAGGCCUGCCUUCUCUCUCUCCAAGGACACUGGGGACACAAGGGGGUGGGGAGUCUUGAGAGGCCAGGUACCUCUUUGGCUGGACAGUGACUUCUGUGAACCCCAAACUGAAGCUGUGUUCCCUCACCUUGGACAUGUGAAAGGUGAGGUCUGCAGUGGGCUGGGGCCCAUCUCCCAGCUGGGACAAAGGCCCUGGCUCAGCUGUGCUCACUGCUGAGGACUCCUGGGCAGACGCCUGUCCCUCCAGGCAUUGCUAGGCGGGGGUACCGUAAGGAGACCACUGGCUCCCAUGCUUGAAAGCAGCCCAGUGUGUGGCUGGACUUCCUGUGGGCAAUGAGGUACAUGUGCUCAAGUGCAUGCAGUCCCUCUGGGGCCCAGGGUGACCUGGCCUGGAGGCCAGGAUGGAGUGGCCCAGUCCCUGCCCUCUCCUGUCCAAAUCGUGUGUGGGUAGCACUGGGCUCCAUGGGGUAUCCAACAGAAAUGGGGUGCCUGCCCCCCCCCAGGGGGUGGUCUUGACCUCCCCACACUCAUACUUUGCCCCGCCUACACACUCGCUUCCAGGGAGCGCAUCACCCAAGGAAGGGGAGGAAUGGGGUCGCAGCCUCCAGGGGCCUCCAAAGAAGGUGGUGACUGAAGGAGACCAGUCUGCGAAACACGGUCUGUCUGGGUGCCCAGAACACGAGUCUGUGACUGUCUGGAGGGAGGGUCCCCGGCAUGUACGAGCCUGAGCACCCCAAAGUCAAGAUCAACUGGGAUGUCUACAACCGACCCAGGACUGCAGAGAUGUGCUGGCCAGACCCGCCCCCACCUGCCUGCCACCCUGCUCCGCUGGGUCUCCAGGGGGCCAGGCCAGGAGUGUCCUUGAGGUACCCAGACACCCUGGGUCCCUUGGUGGGAGCUACCCUGGUGCCAGGUCACUCCUGGGGCUGCCCCAGCUCCAGCACAGGCCCCAGGGGCAGCUGGGGUGGCAGCAGUGUUCCCCCACCCCCAACAUUGUCCUGUCAGAAACCCUCCCUUAGCAGCCAGGACCCCUUGGUCCUUCCUAACACUGGCAAUAAACCCAGAACUGUGACUCACCCCGGACCCCCAGCUGCCUGUCUGUCCGGGUUCCUGGGGGAGGCUCGGUGGAGGCCCAGGCUCCCUGGGCAGUAUAGGCAUGUCUCUGCUGAGAUGCCCUGUAGGACCUGUGACCCAGCCCAUCAUCUGCUAAGACAGUUCUGAUGACACCACAAUACUUUGUUCCAGAAACUUUAAUACUCGUGACAAUAAAGUUCUCUAAAACACGC
Echinops telfairi (small Madagascar hedgehog) is the source of this 2537-nucleotide messenger RNA. It is a transcript of the gene CSDC2, whose product is annotated as cold shock domain containing C2. Gene Ontology annotation, cellular component: cytoplasm. Gene Ontology annotation, molecular function: mRNA 3'-UTR binding. The transcript is spliced from 3 exons. NCBI's taxonomy places the organism in Eukaryota, Metazoa, Chordata, Mammalia, Afrosoricida, Tenrecidae. The record is from RefSeq and is a predicted model, not a curated record. Bases 174 to 785 code for a protein of 203 amino acids. Gene Ontology annotation, biological process: regulation of mRNA stability.